CUCACACACUAUUUAGAUCUCUUUCUCUCUCUGACUCUCUCUUAAAACUCAAAACCAAAGACUCCACUGAAAAAUUCCUCUUCUCUCUCUAAACAUCUCCAUUACAUAGCACAAAGCUUUUAUCAAAUGGGUUCAACUGAAGCCGACUUCGAUCGUAGAGCAUCUAACAACCAGUCGAGUUUCGGGUUAGGGGAAUAUGCAUUUGCAAAUACUGAAAACCUAGAUCAUUGUGCAAAGUAUUUGAAUCAAACACUCGUUACAUUUGGAUUUCCUGCUUCCCUUGAUCUCUUUGCAAAUGAUCCAAUCUCAAUUGCUCGUACUUGCAAUUGUAUGUAUUCACUUCUUCAACAAAGACAACGUGAUAUCGAUUUCCGGGAAUCUACUAAUGAGCAGAGACAGAGGCUGCUAUCUGACAUGUCGAGAUUAGAAGCCAAAGUUGAAAGGCUUGAGGCGCAAGUAGCAGUGAAAGAUCGAGAGUUGGCUACACUAACCAGAAAGGAAGCUAAAGCUGCUGCUACCUUCAAGGCCCAAAUUGAUAAGUUGCAGCAGGAGCGAGAUGAAUUUCAGCGGAUGGUCAUUGGUAAUCAGCAAGUUCGAACUCAACAGAUACAUGAAACGAAGAAAAAAGAGAAGGAGUACAUAAAGCUGCAGGAGAGGUUAAACCAAGUUCUUAUGGAGAAAAAGAAGGAGUCAAAAUCGGGCAUGGAGAUAAUGAAUUUGCUUCAGAAAGAAGGGCGUCAACGUGGGACUUGGAACGGAAAGAAGGCUGACAGCGACUUUUAUAAAAUGAUUGUGGAUGCUUAUGAGGUGAAGAAGAAAGAGCUUAUGGCCGAGAAUGCUGACUUGAGGGCUUUAUUACGUUCAAUGCAGAUGGAUAUGCGGGAGUUCUUGAAUGCUCCAAAUGGGUUAUCUAAACAAACUUUGGCUGGCAAUGAAAGACUUGAUGCUGAUCCACCGCAGUCUCCAUUGGGUGGUACAACGGAUGUCUUUGACCUACCAUUUCCCAUGGCUAGAAAUCAAAUUGAAGAGAGCCUGCGAACUAAAAUGACUUCCAUAAAGGAGCGGAUGGUUCAACUGCAAGAUGCACAAAAAGGAGCAGAUGUCACGUCAGAGGCAAGUGAGAGGGAACUUGAACUUGAAGCUCAGCUCGUUGAGGCGAGGAGCAUUAUCCAGGAGCAGAUGCAGGCUUCGGUAAUGUCCAAGCAUCUGUCCAAAUCUGAGAGGCCGAGACGAAUGAAUGACCAUUUAGAUUCUGGCAGGGAGUUAAUCCUUUCAACACCAGCUAAGGGAGUCUAGAAACAUGAGUAGAGGUUUCUUCAGAAGCCCUGAGAGUCCGUCAUGCCAACAAAGAACUAAGCUUGUAAACUUCUGUAAACUUACUCUGAUUGAUAGCACUAAUUAAGGUCUCCUUGACCUUUGCGACAGGCAUUGUAGGAUAAUUAGCGUACUGUAUUAUGAGAUUAUUUGUUAUCGAACUCAAAACUGCUCUUUUAUUGAAAUUAGUUGUUUAUAUGAGAGUUUGUAUUUGCAUCC
This is a messenger RNA of Papaver somniferum (opium poppy), 1533 nucleotides long. Its product is annotated as afadin- and alpha-actinin-binding protein-like. The transcript is spliced from 16 exons. Lineage: Eukaryota; Viridiplantae; Streptophyta; Magnoliopsida; Ranunculales; Papaveraceae. The record is from RefSeq and is a predicted model, not a curated record. Bases 127 to 1296 code for a protein of 389 amino acids.